ACACACGUCAAUUGCCGGCGCAAAUAGUCCCAGACGUCGUGGACCAUCGUGACGCUUCAUCGAAAAUGGCAGAACGCAUCGUGCCUUUUCCCGAUUCCCUCGUCAAAUACAAUAAUCCCGAACUAGUGACCAAACAGGAUGAGAAAGCACCACUGGCAGGGGCCGACAAAAAAUCGCCAAGGCCGAAAACCGCCCCUCUCACAGCGGACGCUAAGCGGGAAACUGAAGAAGUACUUAACAGCAUUUUACCACCCCGCGAAUGGGAGGAAGAGGGUCAAUUGUGGCGACAGAGGGUGUCAACGACGCCUGCCACACGCCUGGACGUAGUCAAUCUGCAGGAGUCCCUCGACAUGAAACUCUUACAGCGUCAAGCUCGUGAAACCGGAAUCUGCCCGAUCAGAAGAGAGCUUUACGCUCAGUGUUUUGAUGAAUUGAUAAGACAAGUAACUGUCAAUUGUACCGAAAGAGGUCUUCUCCUGUUGAGGAUACGCGAUGAGAUGAAGAUGACGGUCGAAGCUUACCAGUCGCUUUACACCAGCAGUGUGGCCUUCGGUAUGAGGAAAGCUCUGCAAUCGGAACAGGGAAAAUACGACUUGCAAGAAGAUAUUGAAAAACUGAAAGAAGAAAAAUUGGAGCUGGAGCAUCAAUUGGCUGAAUUGAAACAGAAAUCGGAACAGAAUGAAAGACGAGCAGCUGAAAUAAGGGAAGCAGAAGAGAGAAAGCACAACGAAGAAGUGACGUUCUUGAAGAAGACGAACCAACAGUUGAAGAUACAACUGGAAGGAAUUAUUGCACCUAAGAAAUAAGAUUUUUAAUUAUGUUUAUUAUUUUUACUGAUUUUAAUCCUAGGAAAUUUUGUAAUAUUUAUGAUGUUUACAGUUGUUUAUUAUAUCAGUGCACUAACAGAAGCUUUUAUUAUAUUAUAUUAUAGGUUUGCACUCAUCGAUUUUAUUCUUCAUUGAUCUC
Agrilus planipennis (emerald ash borer) is the source of this 966-nucleotide messenger RNA. It is a transcript of the gene Dnali1, whose product is annotated as 33 kDa inner dynein arm light chain, axonemal. The transcript is spliced from 2 exons. The coding region runs from base 66 to 806 and encodes 246 amino acids. Lineage: Eukaryota; Metazoa; Arthropoda; Insecta; Coleoptera; Buprestidae. Gene Ontology annotation, cellular component: axoneme; filopodium. Gene Ontology annotation, molecular function: dynein heavy chain binding. The record is from RefSeq and is a predicted model, not a curated record.